GGUGGGACUCAGCAAGCUGCAAAACAAGGCAGAAAAAGCCAGCAGACAGUCCACGUGGGACGUUUAUUGUGGGGAAGACGAUGCUGUGACGCCAGAUCGUCUGCUGCGGAAGACCUGGUUGUUCAUUCUUGCCGUCGUGUAAUGUGUAGGCGCCGCGAUCUUUGGAUUUGGAGCAAAUGUCUGACUCGCUGUCGACAGCAUUGCGUUUAUAUGUAUAGCUUACCCAUUAACAAGUUGCUGGGAUCAUCUGCUGCUGAUCUGCAGAAUUCCUCUGGUGGCGGCUGCGGGCACUUUAUCGGUUGUGUGAGAGGUCCCACGGCAGUGCAGCCAUGAAGCUCUUCAGGAAGGACGAUAUCUCCACAAAGAAGGACAAGGAUAAUGAGAUCCAGUAUGAGGAGCCACCAGAUGGCGGCUGGGGCUGGAUGGUGGUGCUGCAUUGUUUCCUGGUUAACGUCCUCGUGAUGGGAACGCUGAAGACCUUCGGGAUCUUCUUUUUGGCAUUCCAAGAUGAGUUUGGGGGCUCAGCAGAAAGCAUCAGCUGGAUCGGUUCCAUCAUGUCCAGUUUGCGUCUCUCUGGAGCACCCAUCGCCUCGGUGGCCUGUGCCAAGGUAGGAACCAGGUUGACGUCCAUCACCGGGGCCGUGCUGGUCAGUGGGGGCUUCCUCAUCAGUAUUUUCGCCAACAGCGUGGUGUUCCUCUACAUCAGCAUGGGAGUCAUCGUAGGAAUGGGUUUCGCACUUCUGUACCAAUCCUUCUCCGUGGUCACGGCACUCUACUUUCGAAAGAAGUUGGCAACGGCCUAUGCCAUCGGACGCUCUGGGAUGGGUUUGACAUUUGCCCUGGCUCCGUUCACUCAGCUGCUUCUGGACCAGUAUGCUUGGCAAGGCGCAUUGUUGAUCCUCGGGGCUCUAAUGCUCAACAUGGUGGCCACCGGGAUGCUCCUGCGGCCCAUUCAAGUGAAACCGGCGUCGAGCUGCGCUUCCCCCGUCCAGAAGAGCCCAGCCGUGUCCCUCAAGAGCUCCUCUGAGAAGGACAACGCCAAAAGCUGCCUGAAUGGCUCCUCAUAUUUAUCCAACGGCAUCUCCAAAUCAGACUCACUUCCAUCCCCUCCUCUUUCUCCUCUUGAGGAGCUGGUUUGCACUCAGGAAACCAAGGAGCAGUUGGAGAAUCCUGAACUAAACAGACUGGUUCUCAAUGGCCACGAGACCCACCAAGACGUGGGUCUGUGUAAGCCCACUGCCGAUGGCUCCGUGGAGCUCAACGGCACCUCGAAUGGGUCCACGUCAGUUGGGGUUUCCGCCGUCCACGCCGGCACGCCAAGCGAGGAGAGCCCCCUGAAAACCAAAGUACUAGAUUUUUCCUUGCUCAAGGACCCGUUCUUUUGCAUCUAUACUUGGUCUUUAGUCUUCAGCCAGCUGGCCUACUUCAUCCCCUACUUCCACCUGUCUGCCCGAGCCAGAACCCUAGGCAUUGACCCCAUGGAUGCUUCCUUCAUCAUCUCUGUUGCAGGCAUCACAGAGACCAUCGCCCAGCUGGCCUCGGGCUGGGUGACCGACCGGAACCUGUUCCACAAGUAUCACUACCACAAGGCUUACCUGAUCCUCUGUGGCCUGGUUAACCUGCUUUCCCCGUUGGCCACCUCCUACAUCCUGCUCAUGGUCUACGCCAUUUUCUUUGCCAUCUUCUGUGGCGGCUACAUGGCUCUGCUGCUACCUGUUCUGGUGGAUUUGGUGGGGGCAGAUAAACUCAACAACUCCAUGGGCUUCUCCAUGUUCUUUGUGGGGCUGGGCUGCCUCACGGGUCCUCCUUUGGCAGGUUUCCUGUACGACUACACGCAAACCUACGACUGCUCUUUCUACCUGGCGGGGCUCUGCUACCUACUCUCGUCCCUGUCGCUCUUCAUGGAGCCGCUGGCCCAACGCUGGAAAGCCCGGCAGAACAAAUCGCGCCAGACCAAGACGGCGCAGAGCGGCUGCAGGACCAACGGUUGCUUCGCCCCAGACCGCCCGCACAAUGGCAUCGUGUAAGAGCCAACCAGCAUGGUCGCGACGCCGCGUCGCCCUUCUCGCCUUCAAGCAUCACCCAAGGAUGCAUGAAACUGGUAGACAGAAUGUCGAAAAGCCAAAAGUGUAAUACAGUAUAUUAUAUAUACAUAUAAUCCUGUUUGUAUCAGAGGCACAUGGCAUCCAGCACAUUUUGGAGAGUAGCAAUGCACAAUAUAGCCAACUCUUGCCUUGUUGAAAAUAAGCUAUGCAAAAAAACUUAACUGCUUUUCACCACAAGCACAUGCCUUUUAAAAAGCCGUUACGCUCGCAAUGAAGCACUUUGGGGCCAAAUUGGAACAAGCUCCAUGACUUAGCACAACGUGGACAAACACAAUGAGCUCAAGGCUGCAAUGGUGUAUACAUAGGUUUUACAUACACCAACAUGUGUCUCAUUACCCAGAAGUGAAGGCCAAGCAGGCUAUGCAAAGGACUGGGGGCCGUGGGAUGCGUAUAUUGUAAUGUUGGGUGUUAAAAACAGCUGGUUUGAUCCUUUUUGGUUUUUCCUGCCUAAGUUUGAGCCUUUUUUAGCUUCCUCUCUCCCUAGCCACUUCGUCCAGCUAUUCUAGGGGGAUCCCAAGAAGUUACACAGGCUCUCUGGGGGUUCUGGGUUUUCCAGGUGGGAUGUUCUCAUAAUGUCUCACCAGUGAGGCAUCUUAAAUAGAUGCCCAAGCCACCUCAUCGAGCAUCUCUCAAUGUGGAGGAGCUUGACUAUGAGUCCCUUCAGGUUGACUGAGCUUCUCACGCUAUUUCUGAGGGAGCCCAGAAACCCAGUGGGUCUCGCCCCAUCACUGUUGGCAAUGUGGACCAAAUUCUGACAUUGGUCAUACAGGGACCCAGCAGUCCGUAUCAGGGGGUUUGGUACACCAUACUCCAGAAAGGUCCCUGAGAGACAUGGUCAAAAGGCCUUCUCCAAGUUCACAAUAGACAAGUUCAGGCUGUCUUGCCUAAAAACAGAUUCGAUAAAGUCUUGCUAAGCGCUCUUAAAAGAUGUAGUUCUUCAUUAUUUACUUUAGUGUCACCUCUACCUCCUUUCAGCAUGUCCAGGAGCUGUACCGUGACCUGGAACGUCAGAACCUUUUUUUUUUUUUAAAGCAGGGCAGAUAAAGAGCUAAAAAAAAAAAUAGGAGGGUGCCUUUUUCAUCCAAUAGUUUAUGUUCCUGCAGAAAAAAAUGGCUGGAUAGGCAAGGGUUGACUAAUUCAGUCAUUUUUAUCCUUUUAUUUGAUGAGGUUACAUGAGGUUCUGAUGUAUUUUGGACAAAAUUAAGUAUUGAUCUUUACAAAGACGCCAUUUUGCAGCAUUAUUGCAACUCGGCCUACCUCGCACACACACAUUUUGCUCCAGUAGGUCAAUGCAAGCAGGCUCAAUUUUAUUGAGCUUUAUUCCCGCAAUGAUUAUGAGUUAUCUGAAGGCGAGGUGAGGUGUCAUCUAAUGGCAAAGUUUGGGAUUAUGUUUUUGUACUUUCCUUUUCCACCACUGUUUGCCUUAGCGGGGACGCUCCAGCACUACUUCCUGUGAUGUCAGCCAAAGUCAUGUGAGAGGCUUAAUAUCGGUCCUAAGCAGAUAGGUGUUGAUACACUGCCAUCUAGUGGCAGACGAGGGCUCCUACUACAAGAAUGUCAGCUCAAUGAGUACUUGUUCUUCCCCCUCAAGUCACUUGCACAAUGCUGCACUGAGCCCUAAAACCUUUUUGUUUGUCAAGAUGUUGCAAUCACUGCAGCAGUCACAAUGCACAAAGCCCCCCCCCCACACACACACAAGUUGCGUUCAAGGGCCAAGCCACGUUUUGUAUAACGUUUUAUGAUGCUUUUGAUUUGAGAUUAUUAUUACCUGUUUCUCAUUAUGUUGAUAGCAUUUUCUUUUGCUUUGCGGAUGAGUGUUUUAUUGUGGCUAACUGAUUGAGAGUGUAGAAACUGUGCUUUUAACUAAUCAAAGGUUUUUGUUGUUUCAUUUUUAAAUGCGCACAUGUCAAGUUGCUCCCAUGUUAUCUUGCUCCCCGUCUCGAGUUACGACUGUUAUUGUAAGGCGAGUUGCACAGUUUUGUGUUUCGCGACUGCAGAUUCGUCACAACGACUUGGAAUUUCCCUGAUUGCAAAACUGUUCAAAUUCUCAAUAAAAACACUGAACGAAA
Messenger RNA from Syngnathus acus (greater pipefish), 4174 nucleotides. It is a transcript of the gene slc16a4, whose product is annotated as solute carrier family 16 member 4. The record is from RefSeq and is a predicted model, not a curated record. The coding region runs from base 330 to 2027 and encodes 565 amino acids. Gene Ontology annotation, biological process: monocarboxylic acid transport; transmembrane transport. The transcript has 9 exons. NCBI's taxonomy places the organism in Eukaryota, Metazoa, Chordata, Actinopteri, Syngnathiformes, Syngnathidae. Gene Ontology annotation, molecular function: monocarboxylic acid transmembrane transporter activity.